CCUUUUAGGCCCAGCCCCUGUUCCCUGGCCCUCGUGUUUGCGCAACCAGUCUGCAGCGUUGGGAGUCCAAUUCACUAGCCCCUUGUUCAUACCACCCCUUUCAGCCCUGUCACGGCACCUGUCAUAUAUCGACCUCUACCCCAGCGCGCAUCCACUCUUCUUUUCUACUAAAUAUUCAGCCUUGCAAUAGACGCGCCUGCGCCACAAUAUCAGUCUCACAAACAGCCACCUUGCCGUGUCGCCAACCGCAGCCAUGACUACCUCCAUGACUACCUCAACGCCAACCACAACCUACCCCUAUUCAUACACCACAUUUACCAAUGCGUCACCGGACCCCUUCACGACGCCAACGGCCAUACCUUCCAUGUUCCCAUGGGGCGGUCUCCCAUCCAGCGCAUGCCCCGCUCCAUCCAACGCCCCCUCGUCUGACCCUGACGUGCCCUAUGUCCGCCCCGACGGCAAACUCGGCAGCUGCGUAAUCAGCAACGUGGAAUCCGUCAACGACCACUCCUUCUGGGACAUGUACGACUGCUGCAAGACGGGAAAAAUGACCGCAACCGGCGCUACCUUGCCCUGCACUUCCAUUUGCUAUGCAAACGAGCAGCGCAGUUUCCUCGAGAUUGGCGAGUGUCUGAGUAAGAGGAAUAAGAUUGUUGUAUGCAGUCCGCCCGAGGAUCAGAGGGGCGAGCCCAAGAGUUCCGGUUCCGGUUCGAGCUUGAGCUCUAGCAGUGCGAGCGCUACUAAAGCGGAUACUACGAUCGUCAGCGCGAGGCCUACGGCGACGGCGGCCCAGGGCGCGGCGAAUACGGUUGCAGGUGGGCAGGGCGCGGCGUCCAAGGCUGGGUUUGUGGUCUUUGGCCUCAUAGCAUUGUCGUCUGCUGCGGGCAUGCUGUUGUAGUCGUGGUGAUUGAUUGAUUGAGUGGUGAAUUUUCUAGUAGAUUGUUCAAUGUAUAUAAUAUCAGUUCCGUAGGGAUCAGUCUUGGGGGGGGGGUUCAAAUUCCUUCUUUGUCUAGCUCCUUGGAUUAAUUUUGGAUAAAUAUAUGAGAAAUUAAAGGCAUCUCGACAAUUGUUCUUUGCUUCACCUCCAUCUCUUCACUUCAUACACGUGAAUACAGUGCUAGGACGGAAAAGCCAUCCUCAUCAUCUAACGUACAUGUCCAUCUGUCGCCAGUC
Bipolaris sorokiniana ND90Pr is the source of this 1173-nucleotide messenger RNA. RefSeq lists its product as uncharacterized. The record is from RefSeq and is a predicted model, not a curated record. The transcript is spliced from 2 exons. Bases 254 to 898 code for a protein of 214 amino acids. NCBI's taxonomy places the organism in Eukaryota, Fungi, Ascomycota, Dothideomycetes, Pleosporales, Pleosporaceae.